This is a messenger RNA of Rhopalosiphum padi (bird cherry-oat aphid), 1918 nucleotides long. RefSeq lists its product as uncharacterized. Gene Ontology annotation, biological process: sensory perception of taste. Bases 142 to 1425 code for a protein of 427 amino acids. The record is from RefSeq and is a predicted model, not a curated record. Lineage: Eukaryota; Metazoa; Arthropoda; Insecta; Hemiptera; Aphididae. The transcript has 5 exons. Gene Ontology annotation, cellular component: axon; neuronal cell body; dendrite.
CACGCCUAUUACGACUACGCGCACACGGAAAACGUACCGAACGCUCGGACGUUAGCGACGACGUACGCGCAAUUAACACGCCAAGCGCGGAGUUAGAGCCGUUCACUAACUCACGACGGCCGGACGAAUCGCGCAUUCAACAUGAAACUCCACCGGCCGUUGCACGUCUGUGCGUACCUGUUCGGCGUAUUUCCGGUGGGUUGGACCCCCGGCCCGCCGCCCCGACAGUUCCGGAUCCACUGGCCCGGCGUGGUGCUCAAGGCGUUCCACACAGCGCUUUACUGGCUGGUGUCGCUAAUCGUCAGCGUGGUGUCCAUCCGGAACCUGGAAAACUACCGGAAACUGGCCAAGAAGUUGAUGGCCACCCGGGUGCUGGACAUUGACGAGCUGUUCGUGUACAUGAUGUUCGCUGGGAUCGCGGCCACCGCCGUGUGCCAGGCCCACAUGCUGUGGCCGUCCGUCCUCCGCGCCACCAACGAGUGCUUCUUCGAUCUGUGCCGGCUGGACCACGUCACCGGUUUCUGGCAGCACUUCUCUGCGUACGCCAUCGUCCUAUUCGUUGCUUACGAAUUCGCCAUGUACUUCGUGUUAAUCACUUACAAGUUCACGUUCAGUUCGGCCAAACUGAUCUGUCUUUUCCCGCCGCUGUCGAACAUCACGUGCGUCGUCGUCGAGCAGUUUUUCUACCUGAUGUGCGUGUCGCUGUACCUCCGGCUCCGGGCGCUGCACGACGACAUCGAGACGCUCGUGCACAAGGCCGAGCACCCGCGGUGGAGGUGCUUGGCGUCCGUGGCCGCGGGCGACGGCGGCGGCGGCAGACCUGCGGCGGCGGCGGCCGGCCGGCUGGGGAUACCCGCGUUCAGCGCGGCCGACAUACGCGACCUGCGGGCCGUGCACCGCGCGUGCAUGGAACUGUUCGCCCGCAUCAACCGCCUGUUCCAGUUGCCGCUGUCGCUGUGCAUGUUCGACUGCGUGUUCCGCAUCGUCGUCUACAUGUACGGCAUCGCGUUCGACGUGACCAUCGUCAUAUGGGAGAAGAAGAAACACGUGAACUACUCGAACACCGCCAUGUGGUCGGGUUACUGCGUCAUCCGGAUCAUCCGGCUCUGGUACCUGUACCUGUGCGAACAUUACGUGACCAAAAAGAUUUUACCAAUACGUUUGUCACUUAGCUGGCUUUCGUUGAUUUUGAAUCCCGUUACAAGCCGGAGACUGAUGCCCGAGAUUAUUCUAUUUCAACAUCAACUUGAUACGAUUAAGUCCAAGUUUGAAUUAUUUGGUAUUUUAAACAUCAAUAUGUCAUUAUUUUAUGCCGGAUUUGGUACUACGUUAGCGUAUUUAGCGCUUUUACUACAGUUCUUUGCGUUUAAUCAGAUUUCAAUGACAACGAUUUCCACAAACAAUGCAACACACACAGACGAAUAAUUUAUUAUUAUUGAGCUGCGGCAAUUAUACGAUUAAAAACCAUCCAUUUACAUUUACGUAAUUACGUAAAGCUAUACGUUAAUAUCAAGUGUAAUUUAAUCUUCCGCUUCAUAGUUACAUAUAUAUAUAAUAUAUAUAGAACUAUACAUAUACAGCACAACUACUUUAAGCACAACGAAACAUGUGUAAUUUACUUUAAUACAUAGUAUUAUCUCAAACUGUACGUAACGAAAAAUAUAUAAAUAUAUUAUAAUAUAAUGUAUGACAAGAGGGUAAAAUAUAAUGGCAAUACAAGAUUAAUUCAACCAAAAACAGCUUUAAUAGUGAAUCAUUAAACAAAUACGGGAAUACAAUAAUUUAUUAAACUACUAAAUUAAUUGAUAAUAAUAUUAAAUUUAAAUUAACGAUGAGAAAAAAUGUAAAUGGGAUCAUUAUAAUUAUCAUAUCAUUAAUAUUUGUAUUAUUGUAGUUAGACUCUUUACUCUAAUCACAA